Plectropomus leopardus (leopard coralgrouper) is the source of this 4654-nucleotide messenger RNA. Lineage: Eukaryota; Metazoa; Chordata; Actinopteri; Perciformes; Serranidae. The record is from RefSeq and is a predicted model, not a curated record.
CGACCAGCGCAGAGAGAUAAACCCACUGUGAGAGCUCCAGGGUCGGGGAUAAAGAUAGUGAAACCCGCCGUCCUGCUUUCACCGAGCACUGACAUAUACUUCAUCAUUUCAUCAAAGAGAGGGAGGCCAGCCCAGAAUGAACGGCGACUCAGGUGCCGGCGUGGUGACGGCCCCCCCUCCCACCACAGCCCCCCACAAGGAGCGGUACUUCGACCGGGUGGAUGAGAGCAGCCCCGAGUACCAGAGGGAGAGAAACAUGGCACCGGACCUGCGACAGGAUUUCAACAUGAUGGAGCAGAGGAAGAGGGUCUCCAUGAUACUACAGAGCCCGGCAUUCUGCGAUGAGCUGGAGACAAUGAUCCAGGAUCAGCUGAAGAAGGGGAAGACGCCCACAAGCCUGCUGGCUCUGCAGCAGAUCGCAGACUUCAUGACCACCAGCAUGCCCUCCAUGUAUCCCGCUGCACCACAGGGAGGCAUGGCGGCGCUCAACAUGAGUUUGGGCAUGGUGACUCCAGUGAACGAUCUGCGUGGCUCAGAUUCUAUUUCUUAUGACAAGGGCGAGAAACUGCUCCGCUGCAAGCUGGCUGCCUUUUAUCGGCUCGCUGACCUGUUUGGCUGGUCUGAGCUCAUCUACAACCACCUCACAGUCAGGGUGAACUCUGAUCAGGAGCGCUUCCUAAUUGUCCCUUUUGGGCUCCUGUACAGUGAAGUCACCGCCUCCAGUCUGGUGAAGAUAAACUUUCAAGGUGAGAUAGUUGACCGGGGCAGCACCAACCUCGGGGUCAACCAGGCUGGCUUCACUCUCCACUCCGCCAUCUACGCUGCACGACCAGAUGUCAAGUGUAUCAUACACGUACACACACCUGCAGGUGCUGCGGUGUCGGCAAUGAAAUGCGGGCUGUUGCCGAUCUCACCCGAGGCGCUGUCACUGGGGGAGGUGGGCUAUCACGACUAUCAUGGCAUACUGGUGGAUGAGGAAGAGAGUUCUCUGAUACAGAGAAACCUCGGGCCUAACAGCAAGGUGCUCAUCCUGAGGAAUCAUGGCUUGGUGUCUGUAGGCGAAACAGUGGAGGAAGCUUUCUAUUACAUCCACAAUCUGGUCACUGCCUGUGAAAUCCAGGUGCGAACACUGGCCAGCGCUGGAGGGCCAGAUAAUCUGGUGAUGCUGGACCCAACAAAAUACAAGUUACGCCCGCGGGUCCCGGAGCCAGUCGGCGACGGGUCCUCUGCACACCCCAAGUGGCAAGUCGGGGAGCAGGAGUUUGAGGCUCUCAUGAGAAUGCUCGACAACUUGGGCUACAGGACGGGCUACCCUUACCGCUGCCCGGCAUUGCGAGACAAAGCUAAAAAGUACAGUGACGUGGAGAUCGCUCCCUCCGCCCAUGGUGGUUACUCAUACGGGGAGGACAGCGACUCAGGUGCUCGCUCCCCGCUGAAACAGAGCUUCCAGCGCGGCCAGCGCGACAAGACCCGCUGGCUCAAUGCCGGCACCCGGCCCGACGAGCCCUACGAGGAUGGGCCCGACGGCAGCAGCCCCAAGUCGAAGCCUAAGGUGUGGACGAACAUAACACACGAUCACGUCAAACCCUUGCUGCAGUCUCUCUCGUCUGGUGUCUGCGUGCCAAGCUGUAUAACCAACUGCUUGUGGACAAAGGAAGACGGACUCCGCCAGGCUGCCGUAGCCAAUCAGUUCAUCCCACUGAACACCAACCCAAAAGAAGUGCUGGAAAUGAGGAAUAAGAUCCGCGAGCAGAACCUGCAGGACAUAAAGACAGCAGGGCCUCAGUCACAGGUUCUGUGUGCCGGCACUGUGGGGGAACGCACCUUUAACCAGGGGGAGCUGGUGACCGCAUCCAAGGCCAUCAUCGAAAAGGAAUACCAGCCCAAGGUCAUCGUCAGCAAGCAGGGUCCCAACCCCUUCACCAAACUCACCGACCAGGAGCUGGAGGAGUACCGCAAGGAGGUGGAGCAGAAACAGAAAGGGCCUGAAGUGCAGGGACGAGAUGAUAGUAGGGGGAAAUCAGCCUCCAGCAUACCCUGUCCUCAGCCUGAAACACUACCGGGGGGUCAAGCCUCUGUCUCCACACCUCAACUGUCUACAACUGACUCACCAAACGUAGAGAGAGCUCCACCUACAACUCCCACACUCGCCACACCAGCCUCCGAGCCGGGCUCUUCCUUCCUCUCCAGCGAGGCUGAGCCAGCUCAGGGCGGCGCAGACUCUACAGAUGAUGUUUUUUCAACCGCAGAAGAGGUUUUUUCAGCUCCAGAUUCCCCGCACAAGGAGUUCCACUGCGCUGUGCUGCGAGCCCUCAGCAAGGAGUCAUCAGUGGUAGCUAAGGCGGAUCAGGCUCCAGACCUGGAGCAGCUAGCAGAGCCUGAGGAGGAGGAGCCCAAAAGCCAGAAACCCACCACUACGCCACCCAGCACCCCAGUCAGAGCAGAGGAAGAGUCCCUGCCUGAGCAAACGUACAAGGAUGAGAGCGACGCAGCCACCCUGAGACAGACCCUUCCAGAUCUAACACCUGACGACCCCUCCGAUGCCCCAGCACUUCCUGCAGAAGAUUCCGCCCCUGCUACCGCAGACGCCGCCGAGGCCGCAGAGGGCGAGGAACCCGCUGAUGCUGGCGACCAGGAGGGAGAAGAGUCUCCCAGUAAAUCCCCCUCCAAAAAGAAAAAGAAGUUCCGCACUCCCUCCUUCCUAAAGAAAAACAAAAAAAAGACAGAGUCGUAGAUGGGAGAAUGUUGGAUCGGUCCUCAAGGCUGGCCUCUGCCUCUUUUCUUCUUCUGUCUUCUAUCAUCGCACCCUUCGAGCAAGCCACAGUAACACACUGUUAUGCUUUUUUUUGUUGUUUUGAUAUCAUUUGUCGCUGGCUUAUUAACCUCUUUUUCCUCGUUAGUGUGUGCCAAUUUUGUAUACAGUGUAAAAAUGAUUGCAUAAGGGUUUUUAACUAUUAGAGGCUUUUUAGUUGUGAGUGAGUGAUGCAUUCUGUCUUGUCAACUCCAUCUGGCCUUUGAUGCAUGUCUAUUACUUACAGGCCCACACAUAAUGUGAGGUUUUAGGGUUUUAUUGCCCUCUUUUUUUCCCUUUUUUUUUUUUAAAGAAGUAUUACUAAACUGUUGUAACCACUAGAAUGUAUUGGGAUUGUAUCAAAAUAUGUCAAAGUGUCUUUAAAAAACAGUGAAUGCAGAUAGAGAAGCUUGAGCUCUCAUUUAACUGGUGGUAAAUUUGGACAGUGAGAACUACAAAUUGUAUAAUUUUUCUUCUGAUGCUGUGCAGCCAUAUAAUAUUAGCAGGGCAGGAGAUCUAUAUCUGGGAAAUUUAAAAGCAGUCAUACAAAGUCCAUAAUAAUGUCUCCAUAAUCAAAUAUUUUGAUUAAAUCAUCCACAAACAAAAUCAAAUUUGCUGAGUUUUAAAAAAAAAAAAAAACACUCAAGAUUGGCCCACGAGCAUUUAACACAGCCUUAACUCACAGGUAUUUUGUAUUGCGGUUUAGAUCUUUUUAUGAUGUGCAAGUUUGGUUUAAUAUUCCUCAAAUCACAUUCAUCCACAGUGCUGCAAACCUGCAGAUGAUUGCGUUUUUACUCUGUGAGCGUGGUUCACAACCAAGUGUGAGUCAUCCCGGGCAAUGUCAGUAAGCAUCAUUGUUUAUUGCAAGGGUUGAUGAUAAUAUAUUAGCUGCAAGUCUUUACUAUGAAGGAAUGUGUAAAAACAAAUUCUCGGUUCACAUGUAUCAUUUAUUCUAAUAAUUUGAGCCUGGCUUUGUUUUGCGUUUGUAAAAAAAAAAAAAAAAAGUCCAAACCAGAUAGAAAAGCUACAUAUUAUGUGUGCAGAUUUCUUUUUUUGUUUUGUUGCUUUUUCUCACAAAGUAGAUUGAGCCAUGAUUGCUUGCUGUGAGAGAGCACUGUGACCCUCCUCUUUUAUAAAGCACUGACUGGGAACUGGUACCAGAUGUUCGAUCAUAAACAUAGAUAUACUUAUACUAUGUAAAUCUGCAUGAUCAAUCAUAUUUGAAACCCUCAACCUGGACUUUAAAACUCCACUCUGAACAAUUACUUUUUAUUGAAAACCUGUGUUUCCAGUUGCGGUAAAGCCACACGCUACACUGGAGAAACAUUUUAUUUUACUGAUGUGUAAUGAGCUGUGCUUAAAGGUUGCAGGGCAUUAAUAUCUCCAUGCAUUGCUUCCUAACUUUUGUUUAUUCAUCCUGUUUUAGUGACAGGUUCGUUCAUCACCUAACUCAUAAUGACGGGAAGCUUAACCUAAUCCGAGACGCUUAUUAAACCUUUGGUCAUGACAGAUUAUGUAUCUACAACAUUGCAUACAAGCUGAGAAUGUCUAACUUGUUAAGGACUGCAUGUGUAGAGUGCUUAGAGCGUGUACUGUCCUUUAAAUGACUGUAAUUACCCUGUUUUAUUUUCAGUUAUAUUUUAUUUUAGCUUUAGUGUGCUGAUAACGAUACUAAAGUCCUUGUAGUCAUGGUUUUCAUUUAAGUCAUCUUUUUUAAAUCUCACGGCUCCGCUGAUUUGUAUUCUCUGUCUGAACUACUUCCAAUUUAAAUGUGUCUCAUCAUUAUACCAUAUACAGACUUCACCUCUCUUUUCUCAUGGUUCUGCCUCUUUUACAGUCAUAAAUAAAAAAACACUACCUUGG